Molecule: messenger RNA, 582 nt
Organism: Phytophthora nicotianae INRA-310
Lineage: Eukaryota; Oomycota; Peronosporomycetes; Peronosporales; Peronosporaceae
Exons: 3
Coding region: 1-582 (193 amino acids)
Source: RefSeq, a predicted model, not a curated record
AUGCCAGGUCAGCCGCCACCAGUGGACGAUGGACUCCGUGCAGGAGACAUUCGCAAGCACCACCGAGCCGGUUAUUUCCCGAUCCACAAAAUCGGUUUCCUGCACGCCAUCACGCUCGUCGUCACACCGGAGGGUUGCAAGAUUCACCUUCGCGAAGGGCGUGUGCAUUUCUUGUCGAGUCUUGUCGGACGUGAAGUGUGGAUCAUUUUCACAACGACAAGCAUUAGAAGUCAUGACCAGUUGUCAUGGCUUCUAAUGCGUUAUGUGAAUCCCAUGCAGUUUACGUCGAAGUUCGAUGGUCGACCAAGCGAUUUCGCAAGACUGAACAGAGUUACUAUUCUACCUUGCAUUAUUUCGUUACUCGACGACCAGGAGGAGCCUAUUCCUGCCUACUUUCGCUGCUGCUGCUCGGUUGUGCACCAACAGGCGCCACGGAUUGGCUGGAGCAACCUGGCCCAGCACGUCAAGACUCAGCAUCUUGACUACGCUGAGGUCAUGCGUGCUACAGCCCCAGUCGCUACCGGUACUCUCGCACCGUGGAAUCGCGAGCACAGCCUGAACGUGUUCGGCUGGAUGAGCUGA